CUGCCGGGAGCGCGCACGUCCUCGGGUUCCCGCGCAUUGCAGGCGGUGGGACCGCGUGCACGUCGGCUAUCCCCUGCGACGCGGCCGGUGGUCCGCCCGGGUCCUGAGGAACCGGACCCAUGUGGAAGCUGGUUCCCGCCGCGGGCCCUGCCCCAGGAGAACCAUACAGACUUUUGACUGGUGUUGAGUACAUUAUUGGAAGAAAAAACUGUGCCAUUUUAAUUGAAGAGGAUCAGUCAAUCAGUCGGAACCAUGCUGUGUUAACAGCUAACUUUUCUGUAACCAACCUGAGUCAAACAGAUGAAAUCCCUACAUUAACAAUAAAAGAUAAUUCUAAGUAUGGUACCUUUAUUAAUGAAGAAAAAAUGCAGAAUGGCCUUUCUCGAACUUUGAAGACAGGGGAUAGAGUUACCUUUGGAGUAUUUGAAAGUAAAUUCAGAGUAGAAUAUGAACCUUUGGUUGCAUGCUCUUCUUGUUUAGAUGUCUCUGGGAAAACUGCUUUAAAUCAAGCUAUAUUGCAACUUGGAGGACUUACUGUAAACAACUGGACAGAAGAAUGUACUCACCUUGUUAUGAUAUCAGUUAAAGUUACCAUUAAAACAAUAUGUGCACUCAUUUGUGGACGGCCAAUUGUAAAGCCAGAGUAUUUUAUUGAAUUUCUCAAAGCAGUUCAGUCCAAGAAACAGCCUCCACAAAUUGAAAGUUUUUACCCACCUAUUGAUGAACCAACUAUUGGAAGUAAAAAUAUUGAUCUAUCAGGACGACAGGAGAGAAAACAAAUCUUCAAAGGAAAAACAUUUGUAUUUUUAAGUGCCAAACAGCAUAAGAAAUUAAGUUCAGCAGUCAUUUUUGGAGGUGGAGAAGCUAGGUUGAUAACAGAAGAAAAUGAAGAAGAAGAUAGUUUCUUUUCAGCUCCUGGAAUUUGUGUUGUUGAUAUAGGAAUAACAAAUACACAGAUCUUAAUUCCUGACUCUCAGAAAAAAUGGGUCCAUUCAAUUAUGGAUAUGCUCCAAAGGCAAGGUCUUAGACCUAUUCCUGAAGCAGAAAUUGGAUUGGCAGUUAUUUUCAUGACUACAGAGAAUUACUGUGAUCCUCAGGGCCAGCCCAAUAUAGGAUUAAAGACGACAACUCCAGGACCCAGCCUUUCACAAGGUUUAUCAGUCAAUAAAAAACUAAUGCCAAGGGCUUCCAUGAAUACUACAACAUGUGUAGCUGACACAGAAUCAGAACAAACAGAUACAUGUAUGUUUUUGAGUGAAAAUUCAAAAGAAAUAAGUAUCUCCAGGAUGGAACAAAAAGAAACUGUACAGGAACCCUCCAAAACAAGCUUCAGUAAUAACAACAUAGUAUCAAAUACUUUGGUUAGGACAAAAGUUCCAAACUAUCAGCUUUCACCAACCAAAUUCCCAGGUGUAAAUAAAAGUAGAGAUCAGUCUUCUCAACAGCAGCAGACAAACUCCAUCAAAAACUACUUUCAACCAUCUGCCAAAAAAAGGGAAAGGGAUGAAGAAAAUCAAGAAAUGUCUUCAUCCAAAUCAGCAAGAAUAGAAAUGUCUUGUUCUCUUUUAGAACAAACACAACCUGCUACACACUCACUAUGGAAAAAUAAGGCAGAAAAUCUAUCUCAGAAUGAACCUGUGGACCAAAAAUCAAAUAACUUAUUUAUAGAUGAUGAAGAUUUAGAAUCCAGUGUGAAAAAUUCUUCUGAUAAAUCUCUUUCUUCAGAAAACCUUAGAUCAAUAAAAAGAAAAGAAAUAGAUGAUUUGUCCAUAGAAGAUGAAAUAUCAAAAGAGUUAUUCAAGAAUAUGAAACCUGAGUUAGAAAUUGAAGUGAAAGUUCAAAAACAAGAGGAAGAGUUCAAUAUAAGAAAGAAGCCAAGGAUGGAAAUAGAAACAAAUAUUAAUCCUAAUAAUGAAACAAUACCAGAAAGUAGCAAAAUAUCUCAAGAAAAUGAAAUUGGGAAGAAACAUGAGCUCAACAAAGAAUCACUGUGGUCAACUAAAGAAGAGAACAGUGAUGACUUUCAGGACAAAAGUGAGAUGCUUCCAAGAAAGGUGUUACUGACUGAAUUUAGAUCACUGGUGGUUAAUAACUCCACUUGCAGAAAUCCAUGUGUGGUAAAUAAUGAUUAUGGUCAAAUAAAGAAUUUCAAGAAAUUCAAAAAGGUCACAUUUCCUGGAGCAGGAAAGCUUCCACAUAUCAUUGGAGGAUCAGAUCUGAUAGCUCACCAUGCUCGAAAGAAUACAGAAUUAGAAGAUUGGCUGAGGCAGGAAAUGGAGGUACAACAAAAACAUGCAAAAGAAGAAUCUAUGGCUGAUGAUCUCUUUAGGUACAAUCCUAAUGUAAAAAGGAGAAGAUAACUGAGAAUCUGAAAAGGACACUAUGGACACACUUUUCCUAACAAUCAUUUGCGUCCAUACUAACAGAGAUAUAUGAAAUAGUGUAUAGCAGAGAUUUCAAUCACAAGUACUCCAUGUCCUAAAUUUAUUAAAGUGCCCAGAACUCCA
This is a messenger RNA of Sciurus carolinensis (gray squirrel), 2507 nucleotides long. RefSeq names its product nibrin (gene Nbn). NCBI's taxonomy places the organism in Eukaryota, Metazoa, Chordata, Mammalia, Rodentia, Sciuridae. Gene Ontology annotation, cellular component: Mre11 complex; nucleus. The transcript is spliced from 16 exons. Gene Ontology annotation, molecular function: protein binding; damaged DNA binding. Bases 120 to 2360 code for a protein of 746 amino acids. The record is from RefSeq and is a predicted model, not a curated record. Gene Ontology annotation, biological process: double-strand break repair via homologous recombination; mitotic G2 DNA damage checkpoint signaling; telomere maintenance.